AUGCAAUUCAAGGCUGUUAUCCUCUCUGCCUUCAUGGCUGGAGCAGCCAUUGCUGCUCCGGCCAACAGCACAUCACAGGGAAGGACUGGCUCUAGCUCUAGCUCUGGUAAUGCUGCCGGCCUUCCUAGCUUCCCCGGAUCUCCCAGUGGUGGCACUCCAACUAUCCCAGGCAUUCCCAGCCUCCCCAGUCUUGGUUCUGCGCCGGAUUGUGAGAAAUUAGUGCGUUCUAUUGCCUCUUGCGCGGCCAAGGGUGAUUUGGUCCAGAUCCUCAUCUGUGCUAGAACUAAUGUUCCAACUGCCUGCAAGUGCUAUGAAGAGCUUCCAAAGGGUCAAUUGACCCUCCCUUUCAUAGACCAAAUCUGCUCAAUCGCUGCGCCAGGCCAAGGCUCUGGCUCAGUCUAA
Molecule: messenger RNA, 402 nt
Organism: Microsporum canis CBS 113480
Lineage: Eukaryota; Fungi; Ascomycota; Eurotiomycetes; Onygenales; Arthrodermataceae
Exons: 2
Coding region: 1-402 (133 amino acids)
Source: RefSeq, a predicted model, not a curated record